This is a messenger RNA of Spodoptera littoralis (African cotton leafworm), 1404 nucleotides long. Lineage: Eukaryota; Metazoa; Arthropoda; Insecta; Lepidoptera; Noctuidae. The record is from the annotation of a GenBank genome assembly.
AUGUUUGCUUUGCACUCUCGAAGAUUGCGUAGGAGGCUCAGUGCCCCGACGUCAGGGUCACUCCGGCGUCGAGCCCGUGAGCGACAACGUGCUGAGCAGACGAGAGCGGAAGGCGAGCGCAUCGCACGCGAGAAGCGGGAGCGAAGGGCACGGGAAAAGCUCGAACAACAGCGCAAGGCUCGUGAAGAACUGGCGACGUACCAGCCGUGGGGACGCGCGGGUGGUGGCGCUCCCAACCCUCGAGGUGUACGAUUCACUAAUCUCCGAGACAAAGGGAUCUUUCCUGAAGACGAAUUAAGGGGAGUAUCAUUACACGAAGCGUGUCGUAGGUGGGCGACGUCCCCACUCCGCCGACAGAGACAGACCCCGGUGAAGUUGAGAGAAGAUCCUCAACUGUGUUACGCCGACCCGCUGCGCAAGAGUGUCGACAACGACAUUCGAUAUAAACAGUCGCCUAAUGAACAACAAAACUAUAAACAAAUAUUAGAUGAGAUGGUUACAAAAAAAAAGAAAGCCAUGAGAGAAGAAAGGAAACAGAAUCUGGAAUAUGAACGCAAAAUGCACGCCAUGGAAGGACCAUGGGGCAAACCAGGGCCUGGUGGUACUAUAUGGAGGAACCCCCGAAACAUUGGACUAAAUUUCUCAAAGUCUAUGGGUUGGACAGAUAAUGAAAUUUUAACGAAAAUGAAUGGGGCUAAUGGGCAUAAAUCUUCACUUACUUUACCUAAAGUAAAGGGAGACGAUGAUUUCAGAGAAGAUACGCCUAACAAAGAAAAUGUAAGACCACAUAACGUAGAAAAGUUACCAAAUAUCAAAUAUGGUACCAGUCCGCAAAGAAAAUCUCCAGACCAACGAAGAUUUAGUUUGGAUGUUAAGGUAAAGCACGAAAUUUCUUAUGGUGGUAAUCCAGAAGAUCGAAGAAGUCCAAAGAAAACUAGAUUUGUCAAAAGAUUGUCUAAUGGGGAUAAAGUUACGAAACUAAUAAUUGAUGAUAGUUACGAUAGUGGAGAUGCGAUGGCUGUGGUUGAGAAAAAGCCAACACCUGAAGCAACUAUUUUGCGUGUAACCGGUGGAGUUGAACUUGUUCCACUUCUUGCUAGAAGACGUCGUGUUGGCGCACGCACUUUGCCAUCCAGUGAUGUCACAAGACCGGCGGAUCAGUCGUGUCAAUGGCGGGAAUCGCUCAACAUGGGUUACUUGAGGGAACUAAAACAGCAAAUGAAAGUAAAGUGCAUACAAAAAGAGGAGCAUCGACGUGAUUCAGCAGAAAGUGUUCGUAAGCAUCAUGAGACGUGGGAAUCUCUUUGGGGUAGGCAAGGACACGGAGCCCCUCUACGCGGGAAAUAUGCGAGGAAUAACCUAGCACAACUACUCUAUGUAGCACCCCUGACCAAUGCUCAGUAG